CUCCUCAACAAUCCUUCAGGACUUGUGUGCAGCCAGAGAGGAAAGCUUCAUUCAAAAUGAAAUUAUUCCUGCUUGCUGCCUGCAUCCUUGGGAUGGCCGUCUGUGCCCCUCCACAGAUGUACAUGGAGUUUGACAUCCGUCACGCUCCGGCUGAGGCAGCCCAGGCUAUUCCUGCUGGAGUCCCAUUUGAUAAACUGGAUGUUAUCCUUCCUGUCGAUGCCCAGAAACAUCUGGUUGCAGGACCCGUCCGAGGCUUCAUCAAGCAGGAGAUCCCACAGCCAAAUGGUAGAGAGUCCAAGGAUGUGUAUAUCCCCUUCGGUUUUGACGUGGUAGUUCCUGCCGCCGCUGCCCCUGCAGCUCCAGCAGCUCCAGCAGCUCCAGCAGCUCCUGCAGCUCCUGCAGCUCCUGCUGCAGCUCCUGUUGUUCGUGCAGCUCCAGCUGCUCCUGCUGCUCCUGCUGCCCCUCUUGCACCUGUUGUUGCUGCCCCCGCUGCCAAACCCAAAGGAGAUGAUGAUGAUGAUGAUGACGAUGACUAAACAAACCACAGUCAGCAGGACGUGCACACGUUUGGGCACAGACAGGUGACCAAUAACCAACCAGCAGUCAGUGAGAGAUGACCUGCCAACACUGCAGUUUCCUAAAAUACAAAAAAUAUGAUCCUAUGCCUUUGAAAAAUAACUGUUUCGUGUAUUUUAAGGGAAAAUGGUGCUAUGCUAUUCAAUGAAAGACAGUGGAAAAAGUGCUGUGACUCAAAAUUAAAAAAAAAAACAAUUAUGCAUUGCAGUGAAAUAUCAGUGUGUUUUCUCUCACAGUGUUUACUCAAUCAAAUUUUGUAUGCUUCAUAAUAAAA
This is a messenger RNA of Larimichthys crocea (large yellow croaker), 850 nucleotides long. It is a transcript of the gene scpp7, whose product is annotated as secretory calcium-binding phosphoprotein 7. The transcript is spliced from 9 exons. Lineage: Eukaryota; Metazoa; Chordata; Actinopteri; Sciaenidae. The coding region runs from base 57 to 536 and encodes 159 amino acids. The record is from RefSeq and is a predicted model, not a curated record.